Messenger RNA from Dibothriocephalus latus, 216 nucleotides. NCBI's taxonomy places the organism in Eukaryota, Metazoa, Platyhelminthes, Cestoda, Diphyllobothriidea, Diphyllobothriidae. The record is from the annotation of a GenBank genome assembly.
AUGAGUAUUUUGAAGCCAGCUGAGGAUGACAAUGAUGAUAAUGAUGAUGAUGAUGAUGAUGAUGAUGACGAGAACGGCGAUGGUGAUGGUGAGAAUGAUGCCGACAACGUCCUCGUUAGUAAAGUCGAAAAGACUCGUCCUGUAGUAGUUUAUGUCUUCCUAAAACAGGCGCGAAUAUGGCCCUGUUAUAGUCCCCAGGUUUGUACAAUCACCUGA